Messenger RNA from Scomber scombrus (Atlantic mackerel), 3619 nucleotides. RefSeq names its product sprouty related EVH1 domain containing 1 (gene spred1). The record is from RefSeq and is a predicted model, not a curated record. Gene Ontology annotation, cellular component: membrane. NCBI's taxonomy places the organism in Eukaryota, Metazoa, Chordata, Actinopteri, Scombriformes, Scombridae. Gene Ontology annotation, biological process: negative regulation of MAPK cascade; multicellular organism development. Gene Ontology annotation, molecular function: protein kinase binding.
UUCCCCCCCGAGUUGAAAAUGGAGUUCGAUUAAAGCAGAUGUCCACCAACUUCUGAAGGAAACUAAAACUCUGAGACGUUUUCACUUCACGCGUCAGCACUAAUAUUGAAAACGGUUUAGCCUCCGUUUUUUUUCUCUCUCUCUUUUUUUUAAGCUUUGGAUGCCUUUACUUGCAAAAUUGCUCGGACACGUUGACGGAGCAACGCUGCACAGCGCUUUUUCAAGUGUUGUCCUGGACCUGAAGUUGGCGAAUGGAUGCUCGACAGCCAGCCAUAAAUAACCUGCCAAACCGUACAGGCUACAGCAAUUCCUGCAUUUUUUGAGGAUCUAUACACAUUUUUUCCAAACCGGGGAUCUGUGCUCGUUGAAGAGGAUGAUGCCAAUGGCCCAUUUGUUGUGGUCGGAUUUUACUUCCAGGGAGGAUAAAAUGAAUCAACGAUUGUCAUUCCUCCUCGCUAUUUAACACUAGUUCCAGCCAGCAAAGCUAACAUUGAGCUAGCUUCACUUUGGGGGUUUUUCUUCACAGGGACGCUUAGUUAGGCAUGCCCCUUUGUACACCGCUUACUUACUAUCCGAAAUAGGGGGUCAUUUCUAUAUGUGAAGGAAAAUGGUGAUAUUUGUGGUAUUUUAUCCCGCCGUCACUGCGUCGUCGAUGCUAUUGCUAGGAUUUGGAUCCCCGUGAGGAAAAAAUGAGUGAAGAUUCAACAAAUCCAAACAACGAUGACAGUUAUGCGCGUGUGAGAGCAGUGGUCAUGACUCGGGAUGACUCCAGCGGUGGGUGGCUUCCCCUUGGCGGCGGAGGCCUUAGCUGUGUCACUGUCUAUAAGGUCAGCCGGGCGGAGGACAGCAACAGCACCCAUAGCGGAGGCAGUGGAGGAAGCAGCUGCAACCUCAGCCCCAGUAGCCCCAGUCCUAGUCCUAGUCCCAGCCCCAGUAGCCCCAUCGCUGUGGAGUUCCACAUCAGGGGCGAGAGGCUCAAAGACAAAUUGGUGGUCCUGGAGUGUGUCCUGCAGAAAGACCUAGUAUACAACAAGGUCAACCCCAUUUUCCACCACUGGAGGAUCAAUGACAAGAAGUUCGGACUGACCUUCCAGAGUCCCGCUGACGCCCGUGCCUUUGACCGGGGCAUACGCCGGGCCAUCGAGGACAUCAACCAAGGUUGUCGGUCGUUUGGGGAAGGGGAUAUUCCUGAGGAUGGACUACCGGUGUGUGAUGAGCCUCCUUCCAUCUGUACACCAAUGAAAGAGCCCUUCUCUCCCCUGAACAACGUUGUCUCCACCGAGCCAUUCAGGGGCUGCUACGUCCGCGCCCAGCCCUUCGACGAGUUCCCCUCUAGCAACCGCCGCUACCUGCCUCCACAGGUUUCUAAAUCUACUCGUCAUGUCAGCUUUCACAUGGACGAUGAGGAGAUCGUUCGCAUCAACCCACGCAAAGACGUGCUCAUCCGCGGCUAUGAGGACUACCGUCACCCUGUCAUGUGGAAACAGGAGGCUGACCGCGAGGACCUGGACUUCCCCACCGCCUUUCACAAACUGGACAGUAAGAAGUGCGAGUACCUCUUCCCCGAUGGUCCUGGUGGGGACUCCCACUCUGGCCCUGGUAUGGGCAUUGGAACAGGUAUGGGGCUGGGUCUGGGCAAGGACACAGCCAUCAAGACUCAGCCCUCCCCCCUGCUCAAGUCCAAGAAGGGCCGACGGCGACGAGAGGACGGGGAGCGUUCGCGCUGCAUCUACUGUCGAGAGAUGUUCAACCAUGAAGACAACUGGCGGGGGCAGUGCCAAGACGCCCCCGACCCCAUCAAGCAGUGCAUCUACAAAGUCAGCUGCAUGCUGUGCGCUGAGAGCAUGCUGUACCACUGCAUGUCCGACUCUGAGGGCGACUUCUCAGACCCCUGCUCGUGUGACACAUCUGACGAGCAGUUCUGCCUACGCUGGCUGGCCCUGGUGGCACUCUCCUUCAUCGCGCCCUGUAUGUGCUGCUACCUGCCUCUGCGCGCCUGCCACCACUGUGGCGAGGCCUGCCGCUGCUGUGGGGGCAAGCACAAGGCUGCGGGGUGACCUUACGCCGGACACUGGGACACCCUCAAAGCUAGCUAACACAGGAAGUGGAUAAAAGCGGAAAAUUAAAAGCCGGCAUCCUUUUUUCAUUCCCCUCUCAGACGGGGUGAUAUUGUUGAUCCCCAGCUCUGAGGGCUUUUGGAGAUUUCAGUUUGUGUUUGUCGCCGACAAGCAGCAGUGGAGGACAAACCAUAUGCUUUGUGGGAGCUCUGGGCAUCAAGCUAAGUUCAGGAGCUUAAUCUGGGGAGGAGAAUAGGAGAAGGAGUUAAGAUUAAUAGACUUGGAGAUGUUACUAAACACACCUGUACACGUACACACACACACGAACACACACGCAAACACACCUCUCUCUCUCACAUUCACACUCAUGCAUUGACAAAGCCAGGCCACAAAUGUCAGAACUGUACUACGAGUAAUGUGUAACUUUAUGAAGGAAAAUUGUCUUUUGUACAGAGAGCGACAAGUUAAUGACAAAAAAAAAGAAAACAAAACUAUUCUGCGUUCAGAAAAAAUACUUGCUGUUUGAGUAUGCUAAAAGGGAUAUGUUAUUUGCUUUUGUGAAUUUUCAGUUGGGUAACAGUGGCCUUUCCUUCAUGGCUUCAACAUUUGCUGACAAUGUAAUUACUAGACAGAGAAAAGUGCACUAGAAACGGUAUUUUCCCCCAGAGUAAAGGUAACCCUCUCAAAUUGAUGUGGUACAUUAACCACCAUAUUUUAGCAUAAUUUUAACAUUUGAGAGAUGUUGCUGUGGUGGAUGUAUGGCCAACUUAUUCCUUGUUUUCCUUUCAAUCGAAUGUUAAACUAAAAAAAAAAAAAAAAGUAACAGUUUGUUCUUGGUACAGCUUGGCAUAACUUUUGAUAUCUAGAAGAUGUUAAAAGGAUUACCUCGUCUUUCUCAAGGUGAUUUAGACCAUUUGAUUGCAUUCCAAAAUAAAGGGAUUGAUUCCAUGAUUUGAAGGGAAAAAAUGGUAACGACUUUACCAUGCUGACUUCCCUGAAAAAAUAGUUUUUCCAGGCCACAAUGAAAAAAAAAAAAAACUAUCAGAACCUCUUGAACCAUUUUAAUUGAAACCGGUACAUGACAAUUUCAUUCAGUUUGAGUCCAGUUAUUUACUGCUGUAGUGAAAUUGGUGUUUUGUUUCUUCAUUGUUAUUUUCCUGCUCAUUUUAUAAUUAUUUGUGAAACAAAGGCUGAAAAUGUUGCUCAACCAGCAAGUUUUGUUUUGGUGAGUAAGGGGUUGCAAUGCUUCUUGGUUAAAUAAUGAGGCACUUAAAUUAGGCAAUUCUUUGAUUGAGAAUCCCUCAGAUUUUGGAAUUAGUCUGUACAUAAACUUCACUAAUUUAACAUCCGAUUUGGCGUCUUUAAAGCACUGCUCUCCAAGCUUUGGUUGCAGCACCCUCUCCAAAUUCCCAUGUUUGUCCCACAAUCAGUUUUUUUUUUUUCGUUUUUUUUCUUAAUCCUGUCUAAGUGUAGUAUUAUGUUGUUCUUUUAAAAGUUAGUCCACUCCUUCCGUGUGUCUUCAUUUAACAGGUCCUGAAUGAAUGCGUUUCAGGAAUGCUGAG